UCUGACUCAUAGGGAUUCUACAGGAUGAACUAUGUAUGUGCUGUUACACAUAGUUCAUUCUGAAUCCACCUGGUAAUUGGGAUUUAUCCAAAGGGAAAGUAAAUUUCUCCCAUCAUUAUGACAAGAGUGGGCUGUAACUUGGAGUCAGGUGCCUGCUGAAAUUAGUCUCCUAACCUCCUUGUGGAAACUGGGAGACAGGGGUGCUAUCUUCCUUCUUCCUUGAUGAUGACAUUUCAAAGAGAUGGCUCCCAGGUCCUUGAGAAACACAUUCCUGGGUUGUAAAACCAGGUAACGAUGCUCUCCAAGAAAUGAUGCUAACAUAAGACUGGUUCAGAAGAGGAGCGAAAUCUUUUCCACCUUUAAAAAGAUUGACAUACAUUUCAAAAGAGACAGAGAAAUAAGUUAUAAUUCCAAGUUCCUUAAAGUUAAUGCCACAAAGCGGGGAGAGACGUCUCUUGGCCUUUUUGCACCAAAAUUAUUUCUUUUUCCCCCCAUUGGUAAAAACCAAAAACAACCAAACCCAUUGCUGUUGAGUCGAUUCUGACUCAUAGCGACCCUAUUUCCAUUGGUAUUUACUAUUUCCAUUGGUAUUUACCUUUAAAAUUCAGCCAGUCUGUGUGCCAUCCAUCCUCCUACCAUACACCAUAGGAGGAGAGGAGGGUGCUUAGAAAUCUCUGCCCAGGAACAAACACGCAUGUAACAUGUGACCGUCUCUUGUACUGGAGCCUCCAUGUGUGAGACAUUCAUGUGCCUUUCCUUCUGCUCCUCAGGCUGAAGGAUGAUGCCAAGAACGCCAUUGAAGCACUUGGAAGUAAAGAAAUCAGAAACAUGAAAUUCAGGUCUAGCUGGGUAUUUCUUGCAUCAAAAGGCUUUGAACUUCCUGCAGGUAUUCAGAGAGAAAAGAGUUCUCCAAGGAGAUCGGAAGCACUGAGCAACAGGAAAAGUACCCUCCAGACUUGACUGGCAAUAGCUAAUGCCUAAGGUCCACAAGUCUUCACCACUCCAGAAGCAAAAUCCACUUUCUUUCCAACACCAUCUCCCAAAAGAAAUGAGUUUACCAAAACGGCCACAGCCGUCAUUCGGCACAGCACAAAAACAGAGGAAGUUUCCCCAAAACCAGCAGGCAGGAGACCUUGACAUGCACUUCACCUCAUUGACGCUGAACCAACAGAUCACCAGCACGCCACCAGGAGAGAACAGGAGCCAGCCGAGGGCAAAGUGGACCGAGAGCAUCCUGUGCAGCCAGUACGAGGAGAAGGUGCGCCCCUGCAUCGACCUCAUCGACUCCCUGCGGGCCCUGGGCGUGGAGCAGGACCUGGCGCUGCCUGCCAUUGCUGUCAUCGGGGACCAGAGCUCCGGGAAGAGCUCGGUGCUGGAGGCUCUGUCAGGCGUCGCCCUGCCCAGGGGCAGCGGUAUUACCACCAGGUGUCCACUCGUGCUGAAACUCAAAAAGCAGCCAUGUGAGUAUGAAUGGACAGGAAAACUCAGUUAUCGAGACAAGGAAUUCCAGCUGCAGGAUCCCUCGGAGGUGGAGCAGUAUAUAUGCAAAGCACAGAAUGCCAUCGCCGGGCAUGGCGUGGGCAUCAGUCAGGAGCUCAUUAAUCUGGAGAUCACCUCCCCGGAGGUUCCGGACCUGACCCUCAUCGAUCUUCCUGGCAUCACCAGGGUGGCAUUGGGAAAUCAGCCCCAGGACAUCGGACUGCAGAUCAAGUCGCUCAUCAAGAAGUACAUCCAAAGACAGCAAACAAUCAACUUGGUGGUGGUGCCCUGCAACGUGGAUAUUGCGACCACAGAGGCUCUCACCAUGGCUAAGGAAGUGGACCCUGAUGGAGACAGGACCAUAGGGAUCCUGACCAAACCAGAUCUAGUGGACAAGGGUGCGGAAAAAGGUGUCCUGAAUGUGGUGCAGAACCUCACCUACCACCUCAAGAAGGGCUACAUGAUUGUGAGGUGCCGGGGCCAGCAGGAGGUCACCGACAAGCUGAGCUUGGCAGAGGCGACCAGGAGAGAAAUACACUUCUUCCAAACACAUCCGAAUUUCAGGUGAGACUCUUUAGGAGCAGUCUGGAGUUGGACUCCCAGGAACCUGUCCCACCAACUA
This is a messenger RNA of Trichechus manatus latirostris (Florida manatee), 2101 nucleotides long. RefSeq names its product interferon-induced GTP-binding protein Mx2. The transcript has 7 exons. Gene Ontology annotation, cellular component: membrane; nucleus; cytoplasm. The record is from RefSeq and is a predicted model, not a curated record. Gene Ontology annotation, molecular function: microtubule binding; GTP binding; GTPase activity. The coding region runs from base 974 to 2047 and encodes 357 amino acids. NCBI's taxonomy places the organism in Eukaryota, Metazoa, Chordata, Mammalia, Sirenia, Trichechidae. Gene Ontology annotation, biological process: defense response to virus.